This is a messenger RNA of Leishmania braziliensis MHOM/BR/75/M2904, 1488 nucleotides long. RefSeq lists its product as hypothetical. The transcript has a single exon. The record is from RefSeq and is a predicted model, not a curated record. The coding region runs from base 1 to 1488 and encodes 495 amino acids. NCBI's taxonomy places the organism in Eukaryota, Euglenozoa, Kinetoplastea, Trypanosomatida, Trypanosomatidae.
AUGAGUGCCUUACAUACGGUGGUGAAUGAGACGAUCAUAGAGGCGGUUCGGGUGGCUCUCGAGAGCUACACUGCUGAGGGUCAGCAGCUCACUGUGCCAAACGAUGGGACGAGGAUGCCUGCUGAACAAGAAAGCAUAAUCCGCAAAGCUCUUUUUGCCGGGUUGCAGAACCUCCGCGCAGCAGUCCAGCAGCACGCCACCCGCUUGACGCCGCCGGGCAACACCGAGGAGGUGGACAGCCAUACUCAUAUGCAUCUGGCGAGCGAACUGACCACGACCACGCCGUGGGGGCUGAGUACCGCUCUCGCACAGCUGGCAAGCAACGCCACAGCAACACAAGAGUUCGUGCAACAGGCGGUGCUCAGCAUCUGGGCCCAUCUGCACAGCGCUGCAAGCCGCAGAGAAGGUAGUAUCGCUGCAAACGCCGUCUACACGGCUACCCCGGAUGUGACUCGAGUACUAGAGGCUGCUGCGGCAGCACAGCAUAUUGUUGCAGCGGAUGGGGUAGCGCCAGCGAGCACUGUAUGGCCGAUGACAGCUGGGAGUAUUGUUGCGUAUCUGAGCACCUUCUCUGCUGCUGAGUGGGUGUGGCUGCUGGCGACUCUCGUGCUUGGCUACCUAAUUGUGUCCUUUGUCUUUGGUCGUAUACUGGGUUUUAAUGGCCUAUUGAAUCGCCGGCGGCCGAGGACGACCACCGUGUUGAUUGGCCUACCUUACAGUGGCAAGACAGCACUGUUCGUGCAGCUUGUGCACCAUCGGCAGCUUCUCGAGACACGCGCAAGUAUGCGCACGAACAGUGGAUACAUGUGCGCAGCGGCGCAGCAUGGCCGUUCCACUGGCAGGGCGGGGGUGAAGGUUGUCGACUGCCCUGGCCAUCCGCGCCUGCAUAAAGAGAUGCUGCGCGCUGUCAGCGAAGCUUUAAACGUCGUUGUCGUCAUCGACUCCGUUACCGUUCAGGACAACCAACGGGAGGGCGCUGACGCACUGGCGGAGCUUCUCAUCAACGUUUUGCAGUCACCUGAGUUCUACGGGGUUCGUCGGCUUCUCUUCGCCUGCACGAAGCGCGACGAGGUGAUCAGCUACGCCCCGAAGGCGGUGCGCAGGUUGCUGGAGGCCGCCAUGGUCGCCUCGAUCGAGUCGCGUCAGAACGCGAUGGGGCGCGUAGAGAGCGUGCGUGACAGCAACAACACAGUCGUCACCAGCAGAGGCAAGCCUGACGGCGGCCGCCGAAAAGAUGGCGGUGGCCGUCGGCACAUGCUUUUCUUGGAUGGCGCGGGAAGCGAUGACAGGAUAGGCGAGGCGGUGCCUGGCUAUGAGCAUUUGCGUGGAGCGCCUGGUGGGAGUGAGAAGAGCUUCAAUUUUGAGCAGCUGGGCAUUCCGGUGGCAUUUGUGGACGUGAGCAGCCGGCCGAACGCCGCGGAGCACAAAUACUCGAUCACCGUCCUCGAAGACUUCCUGCUGGGCGGCGGAUUCGGUAGCGAUGGCUGA